UCAUAUCCUCCUCCCCCGAAACCCUACCUCUCCCUUCGUCUCCCCCAAUUCCACGACCUCCUCCUCCUUGUUCGCCCAAUCGCCUCUGGAGCCCGCGCGAGGGAAGAUCGAGAUGUUCUCGCCGGAGUUCUACGCCGCCUCCGCCGCCGCAGGCGCCCUCAGCUGCGGCCUUACACACACCGCCAUCACACCGCUCGACGUCAUCAAGUGCAACAUGCAGAUUGAUCCAGCAAAGUACAAAAAUACAAUGUCUGGCUUCAAGAUCGUGCUCAAAGAGCAAGGACUCAGAGGCUUCUUCAGGGGCUGGGCUCCAACCCUGCUCGGUUACAGUGCACAAGGCAGCUGCAAAUUCGGUUUCUAUGAUUUCUUCAAGAAGUACUAUUCCGACAUUGCCGGUCCAGAGUACGCAUCCAAGUACAAGACACUGAUCUACCUUGCGGGAUCUGCUUCUGCAGAGGUGAUCGCUGAUGUGGCGCUCUGCCCGAUGGAGGCCGUGAAGGUGAGGAUCCAAACACAGCCAGGCUUUGCCAGAGGGUUGAUGGAUGGGCUCCCGAAGAUCGUUCAAUCUGAAGGGAUCAAAGGGCUGUAUAAAGGGCUUGGUCCUCUCUGGGGUCGUCAGAUUCCGUAUAAUAUGAUGAAAUUCGCAUCGUUCGAGAAUAUCGUAGAGCUAAUGUACAAGGAUAUUAUCCAAAAACCAAAAGACCAAUGCAGCAAACCUUUCCAGCUUGCUGUGAGCUUUGGAGGCGGCUACAUCGCUGGAGUCCUUUGCGCCGUCAUUUCUCACCCAGCUGACAACCUUGUCUCAUUUCUCAACAAUUCAAAGGGGGCCACCGUCGGAGAUGCCGUGAAGAAGCUUGGAUUACGGGGUCUUCUUACUCGCGGUCUACCUCUGAGGAUUGCUAUGGUUGGUACUUUGACCGGAGCACAAUGGGGCAUCUAUGAUUCCUUCAAAGUCUUCGUCGGCCUACCAACAACUGGUGGAGUUGCACAUGAAGCUGCUUCUGUCGACCCCAACCUUUUAGUCCAUUGAUGAGCAUCUCGGGUUUGAUCACCAGGUGCUUAGCUUUGCGAAAGGUGGCAACUUUGAUCCUCCUCUCUGUUUCAGAAACACAAGCAAGCUUUUUGCUGUAGAAACUUUUGCUCCUACUGUGUUCUUGAUUAAAAAAGGAACUCUUCGGCAAAUUUUCUGUGAGAUACCAAUAUUUGUUGCUACCAAUCGGGACAACUACUUCAUCGGUACCCCGGGUCCGGGCAAUAAUUCCUGGCUCUUCACGCAGCUCAAAUCCACUGCGCAGGAUAGAGCUGCUCCUUUGAUCCUUUGACUUCCACGUGUUCACCACCCUUCACACGUCUCAGUCAACAAAAACACACUUUCCAGAAACAUGUGGGCCCAUCGCUUUCCUUCCCCAUUUCGCGCAAUGCUAAAUACCGAGUAUAUUACUGAACUCCCAAUUAAUCUCUGCCGCCCACGACAGACACGGCUCCAAUCCACUCCGUUAAAAAAAUAUGUAUACUACGGCCUCAUCCUAUACGAAGUUGCAGGGCAUCCCCCAUCCACUCUCCGCUCACUCUCUCUCUCUCUCUCUCUCUCUCUCUCUCUC
This is a messenger RNA of Ananas comosus (pineapple), 1601 nucleotides long. RefSeq names its product mitochondrial phosphate carrier protein 3, mitochondrial-like. Gene Ontology annotation, cellular component: mitochondrial inner membrane. The record is from RefSeq and is a predicted model, not a curated record. Gene Ontology annotation, molecular function: phosphate transmembrane transporter activity. The transcript has 7 exons. Gene Ontology annotation, biological process: mitochondrial phosphate ion transmembrane transport. Lineage: Eukaryota; Viridiplantae; Streptophyta; Magnoliopsida; Poales; Bromeliaceae. Bases 113 to 1030 code for a protein of 305 amino acids.